Molecule: messenger RNA, 2190 nt
Organism: Tuber melanosporum (Perigord truffle)
Lineage: Eukaryota; Fungi; Ascomycota; Pezizomycetes; Pezizales; Tuberaceae
Exons: 1
Coding region: 562-1902 (446 amino acids)
Source: RefSeq, a predicted model, not a curated record
GCCUUCGACACCACGGUACGGUAUUCAACGAACCAGGUCCUCGACCGCACGAAUAAAGAAUGUAAAGAAAACUGCCUAUCCCUUACGAUACCCCCCCCUCUCCAAAGGUGCUAGACAGUGGCCAUAUCGCCCAUUCAUCCCUUCCCCCUUCCCCCUUCCUUCCAUCCCUUCCCGCCUCCCAGACCGAGCCAUCCAUACCAACCUUUUAAACGUCUCACAUUACCGGUGCCACCAGUGUGCACCGCUACCGGCGCCACUACCACUGCUGCCCACCCACCCUCCCACCACUAGCGACCCAAAUCAAACCCUCAUCACACAUACGCAAGCUCAUCCUUCACGUCUCAAUAAUAAUAUUAACAAAAAGACGGGUAAUAGUUGAAUUUUAUCAUACAUGCAUUUACCUCCACGACUACUACGUUCAGCAGGAUGAACUCGACUUCAUCCUCAUCCUCCCUCCCAACUUCCGUUGCAUCCGCCGCGAACAAGUCUCACCAACCAUUACCUGCAAAGCACCCAUCUCGAGCUUUGGAUUCUCAGGAGAGCAACGGGAGUACGACCGCAAUGAUAGCGACCAUAGCAGCAACAAAUGGUGGAGGAAGUGGUGGUAGCGUGGGUAAUGGAUGGGGCGUUCAAUGGAGUGCUCUACAGGGUCUGGCAAGUUCAGCUCUGGGCAGCGAUGUGGUAGCCGCUACGUCGGAUCCUCCCCCAAUGCAACCGCACGAAUCGGCGGCGGCUAUUCGGCGGAGGAAACGACUAACGGAUGGAACGACGGCAACGGGUAGUGGAGGAAGGAGAAGCCAUAGUUCGGGAAGCUGGCUAGGGGGAAUUCCCAUCUCAGUGGCUGACUCUUCAAGAGGUGCUGGUGGCAGUGGUAGUGGUGAUGCACCUUCUCGUUCCGCUCGGGGGUCCGUCCUCGGCGAGCCUUCGUCACAGAAUAGCACCAGGGGUCGAAAAAUUUCUUACAAAAGAUCUACUUCCCCGGACCCCACAGGCGGCCCCGCGCCCGAGAGCGAAAGGGACACAUUGGCCUACGUCCAUCAUGUCAAACCCACGGAUACCCUUGAGGGCGUAGUGAUUAUGUAUAACAUUCACGCCAGCGCCCUCCGCCGUGCGAACGGAAUGUGGCCAAACGACAGCGUGCAACGACAUAAAAUUCUCCUCCUACCGGUUGAAGACUGCGGUGUUAAAGGGAAACCCAUGGACCUGCUGAACCUAGACCCCACUCGCGACCAGCAAGAAAACUUACCACCCCCCCCAAGAAAGCCCACACCCGGAGAGGAGGCCAUUGCAGAAGAGUGCGGUUACCGACACGAAUCCUACGUAGUGAUGGACGGCAUUGGCCAAGUCGAGAUCGCCCGCCUCGCUCGCAAAAAACUCUCACACUUUCCACCGCGUCGGCGAAAAGAGAGCGUGUUUACUAAUGCGACCACCGGCUUCGGCACCCCACCAUCGGAUGACGAAGCUAGUGUGUUUAGAGGAAUGACUCCCGGUGUUGGUGCCCUCGGAGGCUCUAGAGGUGAAGCGGGGGUGGUACUACACGCAGAAGAAUCCAUCACAAAGACGCUCAUGGAGCUUGCCCAGGGGACUAGCGCUGGUUUGGAAAAUGUCGGUGGGGUGAUUGAGGGGUUUGUGAGGAAGUGGACUGCCAAGGCACAGGAUUUCGCGACGCAUGAUUUGAUUGAGCUGACACAGAGGCUGGGAUUUGAGAUUGAGGAUGAUGAUGGAAGUGGUAGUGGGGGUGGAAAUGCUGGAGGUAGUAGUGGAAGUGGGGAAAGGGCUGCGGGGAAUUGGAGGAUGGGCAGUUCUACUGCCCGUGGUGACGGGAGGGUUGUCAGAGAGAGACUGCCCAGAUCUCGGAGGGAGCGGGGUGAUGGAGUGAAGAACGGGGAUAAGCUACUUUAAGGAUUAAGUUUUGGUCUGGCUUUCUUACUACAUUGGGUCUAAUGAAAUCGGGUUACAAAUAUGGGAACGGAUUGGUGAUCUCCCCUCCUACCCCUCUGAUAGUGAUUUCUUUUGUAGUAUUCAGGUAUCGAUCAGGAUUGAUGGUGGUAUUUUUCGGAUUCUUUUCACCUUUUUCACCGUGUUUUUACCGGCUGGCGUAUCAGGAGUUUUUUCUUUUUCCCUUCACGCUACCUUACUCAGGCCUACGGUUCCACUCAGGCUUCCCAUAGACCUUUCUUUUGUCCAGUG